Molecule: messenger RNA, 6891 nt
Organism: Lymnaea stagnalis (great pond snail)
Lineage: Eukaryota; Metazoa; Mollusca; Gastropoda; Lymnaeidae
Source: the annotation of a GenBank genome assembly
AUUUUAUUGCAUACUCGCAACAUUCAGACCGCGGUCGGUACGUCUCGAAGAUCAACAAACAGGCAGGUGGCAACACGUUUAUAAUCGUCUUCAUUCAGUCAUGGUAAGUUGACAUACAUUUCUUUCAUUAAAUAUGCUACUUUCAAUCAAUUAAAUAAUCAGCUAAAUGGCUAUCAUAGUUAAAACUAUUAUAUAAUUCUGACCGCAAUAAAUUACGCACAAAAAGUAAGGACUGGAAAAAAUGGCGAAGCGUCAUUGACGACGUCUAAACUAAGUUAAGAAUCCAAAACGAAUAUUGAAUUUUUUAUUAUAUUUCUUAUAAUACUCAGCUAAGGAUGGCCUAAGGGGCAGUCCAGUCCAUAAAUUAAUAGGUAGUCUUGCAGUUCAGGUGCAUAUAUUAUUUCUGAUAGAAUGUUGUAUUAUCGCAUGUAAACAUGUGUUACGUGUUACAUUACAUGUAUUCUUCAUUAAAUUAAAUUCAGGCAGUGAUAGUUAACUAAUACUGAAUUAUGCAGCACUUAUUUUCGUUUUAUAUUAUUUCUAAAGGUCCUUUGAACAUCCCCCAACCUUCCAUAGCUCCAUUUGUAUUGUUGGUUGUUUUUUUUCACCCUGUUGCCAGAUUUUUUUUAUCACCUAUAAGUUGGUAAGCUAAACGAAAUGUUCAAAUUGUAGGCAUGGUUACAAAAAAGAAUGAAAUAUGGGGGGGGGGGGGGGUUAAUCUUAGUGGGUUGUUUUUUUUUUGAGAGGGGGCCAAAAAUUUUUUUUUUUUUUUUUUUUUAUGGGGUGUAUAAAUAUAAUUCCAAACAAAGGCUCCUGAAUGGGUAUGGGUGAAUGGUACAAGAUCAAACUUAGUACACAUACACUUGAUUAUCCAUAUUAUUCAAUAACCAGUACUAAUAAAGAUCAAUACUCGGAGGUCGAGAUUCUAUCUCUUAUGACCUUGGCCGUGAAACAUAGCCUAGUAGUCCCUGGGGACUCCGGCCAUGCAACUCGGCCUUGGGUAACGUGGUUUUGGGCAGGUUUCUUCCACCCAUGAGGGAGCAGUUUUGCGUCACAGUCCCCCUUGCCCAUUGAGUCUUACGGUCGGGACGUAGGGUUGGAACAGCUUUGCUUCCUCUCCGGAGAUGGCGUUACAUUGCCACCCCCACCGCCCGGGGAGCUGUACGUUCCUUGGUAUGGGACGGCUUUGCUUCCACUCCGGGAGUAGUCAUGAGCUUAACUUUCUCCCACUGUUCCUACGAGUUGUGGACUUAUGGUUCCCAACGAUUUUUUUCCCUCCGGGGAAGCGUAGCGUUGCCUCAAACUCGCUGUUCCGGGAGCGGUUCGGUCUGGACUGUGAAGGGUCAAAACGGCUUUUACUUCCUCUCCGGGGGAGGCGUUGCGUUACCUCAACCCACCUUCGGGGAGUGGUUCGGUCUGGAUGUAGCGGGGACGAAACGGUCGCAUAGGGGCAGCUUUCUCAGGGCCGCGUCUUUUUAAUCAUUGACAAGGGAUUGGGCGGCCACCCACUGCCUCAUACCCAUCAACGGCAACAGGUAAUCAUGUUAGCGCUUAAACUUCAGUUGCGUUAGAAGUCAUGCGUUUUGCCUGGGAUCUUUUAGCUUCAGAAGGAGAAACUCCCCCCUACUAGUCAGGCACGCCACGAAGAGGCAAGAUCCCGUGUAACACCACCGAGAGCUUGUGGUGCUGGGCAAGGAUUUUCCAGAGGUCCACCCCUAACCCGCCUGAAUAACCAGUACUGAAGGGUAAAGAACUGAAGUACUUUCAUUGCAAAUAUCCUCGAGGCCAUUGGCAAGAUGGCCACUGGGUGUUGGGCAGCAUGGAGCGUGGCACGGGUAAAUGCUUUCUCAUCGAGGUUUUCAGACCGCACAGCUGCUACACUUGAGCCGUUAAUUAAAUAAUUUUGGUAUAGUUUAAUAUAAAUCUAAUUUCUUGUUUCGUUUUUUUGUGAAUAUGCUUUCAGUUGAAAAAUUGCAAUCUGGGAUGUAGGGGGAAAUGGAAAAUUGCAAUCUGGCAUUUAUGGUGAAUUUAAAAAAAAACAACAAGAAAAUGGAGAGAUCGUUUACGCUACCGGCUAUGUACACGUGGGGGCUGUAAAAAUCAAUAAAAAGAAAAGUUAGUGCUAUACAAUUUAGUAUUAAUGUUAACUAAUACUGUCUAGACUAAAUUUUAUAAAGAAUACACAUAAGUUUACACACGAUAAUACAAAAGUUUAUCAGAAAUAAUAUACGCACCUGAACUGUAAGAUUACCAAUUAAUAAUUAUGUAAACAUUUUUUAAAGCAAGGUUUUAAAAUUGUUCUGAGGCUGAUUCUGAUGAUCAUUGAAAUGAUCCAAUUUCAACAACUCAACUAACUGACAGCAAAUUUUUCUUUGAGUUAAUGAGUUAAAGUUAAUGCUUGUCUUACAGCAGACCUGCACAACAUAUGGCCCAAGGGCCGCAAAGUACCUACUUUGCGGCCCGCAAAGUAAUGAAUUAUUUUUUUUAAUUAUUAUUUUCUUAAUAGCUUUUCCCCGUGUCCUAUUUUCUUUCGGCCGGCACAAGUUGUCCAUAAAGUAUUACCGCCUGCCUUACAUUUUGAGUUUUGCACAGCCUGUCUUCAAGUUGGAGUUUAGUUUUAACUCCUGCUGCACAUUUAUUGUGAUGUUAUAAACAUGAUUUUAACUAAUCCGUAAACUUCAAUUAUUUAUUAAACAUUGAAUCUGAAAUUUGAUUUGAUUGUCAUUUAAAGUUAGCUUCCCUAAUUUUAGGUAGUAAUACUGAAUGUAAAUGUAAUGCAAAAUUGCAGUAAAGAGAGUUUUAAUCUAAGCCAUUACCAAUGUUGCUUCAAAACUGUGUGCUUAAAAGAAAUUUCACUGUCCCUUCAUUCUUUACAUCUUAGUCAAACUUUAAAAAGACAUCAUUAGCUGGUGGGGGCCGCAAAAAGACUGGCCCAAGACCAGAGCUGACAGAAGAACAGAAGCAGGAGAUCCGAGAAGCUUUUGAUCUUUUUGAUGCUGAUGGCUCUGGUACUAUUGAUGCAAAAGAACUAAAGGUAUGUAAUUUUUAUGUAUGUUUAACUUAUAAAUUUGACACUUAAAACUCAAAUAAAUCAUUUCAAAAAGCUUUAUUAAAUUUAAUUUUAUCUACAACAUCGGACAUACUUGAAUGUUUAAUAACAGGGCAAAGACAGUUUCAAUGUUUGUUAUGUUAUUAUUUUGUAUUCAAAAUGUCCAUUAAGUGUUUAUUUACAACACAUAAAAUGAUUAUAUUUUGCCAUCGUGUACGGUUUAUAUCCUUUAUUUGUCACAUUUUAGGUUGCCAUGAGGGCUCUUGGCUUUGAACCUAAAAAAGAAGAGAUUAAAAAGUUGAUUGCUGAAAUUGAUAAAGACUCAUCUGGUAAUACUCAAUGAUGACUUAAAAUCAAUCAAUCUAAAAGUUUAUUAUGGAAUUGGAAAUUUAUCUGUAUAACUAGAGAUUCAUAUGGUGUAUCUGUAUAACUAGAGAUUCAUACAAAUCUAUUCCUUUAGUUUGAGCGACUUAUGAUAAUAAAGUUAUUAUCAAGUUUCAAGCCCCCACAGCCAUCAAAGGGUAACAUCUUAAAAUGACCCCUGACAGAAAUAAUUUUUCUAACUCAAUGUAUAAGAUAUUCCUUGUUUAGUUUAAAUUUUUAAAACACAAUAUUUAUAUGUGGAGUAAGUUGGCAUAUCUUCUUACCCUAACUCUAAAGGCAAAUUACAUAGCAAAAUUAACUUCCAGCUUUUUAAAAAUCUUUACAUAUGAAAAGUAUUUAUUUGAGCUCCGAAAAAAAUAAAAUAAUUUGAAUGUCUUAUUGAAAGAAAAUCACAGCAAACAUAUUUGAAAAUAUUUUGUAUUCAUUAUCCAGGUAAUAUUGACUUCAAUGAGUUUUUACAAUUAAUGACUUGCAAAAUGAGUGAGAAGGACUCAAGGGAGGAAAUCCUUAAAGCAUUCCGUCUAUUUGAUGAUGAUGAAACUGGAAAAAUUUCAUUUCGUAAUUUGAAGAGGGUGGCAAAAGAAUUAGGAGAAAAUAUGACUGAUGAGGAAUUACAGGUAAUUGUAAAUGUUCAAUUUUUUAAAAAUUUAUACAAAUAGAAAUCAAAUUGAUACAAUUUUUUUUUCCUGCAAUUUGGACAUUCAGCUUUACAUUUUAUUUUAUAAAACACAUUUGAAAUUAGAAGUCUAGAUGUAUCCCCUUAACCCAGGAGCUGUCAUAAUGGUUGAUCAUUUAUAAAAAGGCCCCAGCAAUCAGUAUGGUUUCGAGUUAAGAUAAACUGUAGCACCAUUGUACUCACUGUUGAAAGGUCAAAGUAAUAUUCAUUUCACAUAGCUCACAGAACUCCAACAUUCAUGCCAUAGGAUUCCUUGUCAUAUUUACUCUCAGAGUAUCUAUACUUACAUGGGUCUAUGGACACAUAGCUCACAGCACUCCAACAUUCAUGCCAUAGGAUUCCUUGUCAUAUUUACUCUCAGAGUAUCUAUACUUACAUGGGUCUAUGGACACAUAGCUCACAGCACUUCAAUAAUCAUGCCAUAGGAUUCCUUGUCAUAUUUACUCUCAGAGUAUCUAUACUUACAUGGAUCUAUGGACACAUAGCUCACAGCACUCCAACAUUCAUGCCAUAGGAUUCCUUGUCAUAUUUACUCUCAGAGUAUCUAUACUUAGAUGGGUCUAUGGAUGUAUUUUCUAUUAGUUUUGUUUGUUUGAGUGAUACAUGUCAAAGUUAGUAAAAAGCAGUGUUGACACCACAGCACGUUUGUAGUUGACACCACAGCACGUUUGUAGUUGACACCACAGCACGUUUGUAGUUGACAGUUCGUGGGUUAAGAGAAAUCCCAAAGUUUUCUACAUUUUUCAAUAAAGACAUUUAAUAUAAGAUUUUGCUGUAUAACGGAAAUGAUAUAAACAUACUGGUAUGAGUUGUGCCACAUGAUCCACUGAACUGUUGCCUAUCCACAGGAAAUGAUUGAUGAGGCAGAUAGAGAUGGUGAUGGGGAGAUCAAUCAGGAAGAGUUUUUAAGAAUCAUGAAAAAGACUAGUUUAUACUGAGUUCUCUCCUCUCAUUCCCUCAUGUUGUUAUCAAUGAUAAAGUAUCAAUCAGUGUAUCAAUCAGUUCAUUCAAUGAUGAAUGUGGUUUAAAAGGUUACGUGUUAGCAGUAAAAGUAAAUGUGUCAACUGUAGAGUUUUUGCAGGGUAUGACUGAUUUUUAUACUUGUGGUGAAUAGAUUUCAGUGCUGGUUUUUUCCGAACUUUGACUGUUUGUUGUCCACAAAAUGUUGGUUUUUUUUAAACUUGGCGUGUUUGAAAUAGGCAAAUAAUAUUGUCUUUUUGAUUACUCUUUAUGUUGUUUUUUUUUUCCACAUUUGUCUCGUUAUUUAUAACUGUAUAUAAACAAAUAAGCUGGCUCUGACAUUUUUUUGCGGAGGUCCACAUUGACAAAUGUAAAGCAAUUGGGGGGCCGCAGGUAUAUUAUUUCCAAUUUUUAGAUUAACAUUUCUCUAUAUUAAAAUGGGUAAAUUCACAUUUUAGCAUUACAUGACAACAGUUAAGGACUGUUUAAAAAAUUAAAAAGUUGGAAUGAAAUUUUAUAAAAAAUGUUAAAACAAUCAUUACGGGACAUGAAAUACUGUAAAAUUCAACAAAAUAACUUAAAAACAAAGUAUUUUUUAAAAUUUAUAAAUGCCUUGAGGGCUGCAUAAUAUCAGUAGCCGGCCGUAGUUUGCCCACCCCUGCCUCAGAGUAAUCAAAAUAAUUAUAAGCCCUUUUCUUUAAUUCCUAAGAACUUUUUCCCCUCACUGUAAUUAAAUAUAUAUUUUCUGUAAACAUUUCAUUGUUUAGCAUGCAACCUAGAAUAUGAAAAACACAUAUUUUUUUUUCAACAGGCAAUUGUAACCAAUGUUAACAUUCCUUGUUUUUUUGUGGGGACCAAUAAAUUCAAAAGAAGAUAUUACACCACUGGACCGAUUCUUUAGAUUUAAUUAUUAGUUGAAACAUAUGUGGGAGGAACAAUUUAUUUUGGGGGAGAUCUGCUACAUGGGAUUUUACAAAUCAAACAUUUGCAGCAUUAUUUUCUAAUUUAUUUAAAAUCUAGUUUGGAAAAUAAAUAUUUGAUGACGAGGACUUCGAAUUAUUUAAGUUGAAAUGGACUAACAGUGUGAUGAGAGAUAUUGCAUACAUCAGAUGGUUUUAUGGACUUCAGAUCUGUUAAAAUGAUCUCCCUUUUUAUGGGCACCAACUCCCACCCCCUUUAGAUUUAUGAAUUAAGCCUCUUUCCUUACGUAAUUUAAUGCUGUUCAGUGUGUAAAUAUAAGUUGAGUUUCCAAGAUGUUCAAUGUUUUAGCAUUGUCUGCCCUUGUCAUUAUUAAACUGUUGGACACCUGCUGUCCACCACCAUCACCAAGUUGGCCAAGUGAGUACUGGUAGUUAUUGUGUGGUCCUCUGUAAUAUUUUAUAUUUAACUUGAUUGAGCAAGUGUGUUGACCAGGUUGACCAGCCAAAUGAAACAAUAAAGUCUCAGUGCUAAACUACCACUCUCUUUUUCUUUGAUGAUGACUGCGACCCAAUAUUCUGAAUCACUGUCUUUAACUUAGAAGGACAAUUAAAAGUUUUUAUACCAAAAUCUUGGACUUAGUUUUGUUUUUCUGUUGCAAUUAUUUUAAUAAAUUUAUUGUUCCAGAUUUUUAGUUUUUUUUUAAAUUUAUUUUCUUUUAUUGUAAAAUGUCAAUUAUUUCUCAGUGGUUGCAGCCCUUGUCCUUUCCGGAAUAACUUUUUAAUUAAUUCAAGUUUGCCGAUUUUUAAUUUUUAGUCUUUCAUCACAUUAAACUUAUUAUAGCUCUGGUUGGCAGAGGGCUAAAGAGCAGACUUUCUUGAUCUCAUGACCUCUUAGCCUUUAA